Molecule: messenger RNA, 2561 nt
Organism: Psammomys obesus (fat sand rat)
Lineage: Eukaryota; Metazoa; Chordata; Mammalia; Rodentia; Muridae
Gene: Fam163b
Product: family with sequence similarity 163 member B
Exons: 3
Coding region: 313-816 (167 amino acids)
Source: RefSeq, a predicted model, not a curated record
CUAGGCUGGAGUCGCGCGUGCAGCUAGCAGGGAGGCAGCUGGGCGUCCAGAGCCGCGGCCGCAGCGCGCAGCUGGCAGAGACUCUCGGCUGGCCACGCACUUGCCUCCUCUGGGGCCUCCAGGAGCCUCUUGGCGCUCUUCUUCCCAGCCCGGCCCCAGCAGGCUCCACCGGCCUUGGCCUGGGCUGCAUUUGCCGCUACUCACUGUGCCUUGGACAGAGGGACGCCCGCCCCGUCACGUGUGUCCAAGUCCUCCGCUAGUCGGGGCAGCGUGGUUCCCAUGGUUCAAGGCUGUUGAUGGAGAGGUGGGCGGAUGACAGCCGGGACUGUGGUCAUCACUGGGGGCAUCUUGGCAACUGUGAUUCUGCUCUGUAUCAUCGCUGUUCUGUGCUAUUGUCGGCUUCAGUACUACUGCUGCAAGAAGGACGAAUCCGAGGAGGACGAGGAAGAGCCCGACUUCGCAGUGCACUCACACUUGCCGCCCCUGCAUUCCAACCGCAACCUUGUGUUGACCAACGGGCCUGCUCUCUACCCAGCUGCCACCACCUCUUUCAGCCAAAAAUCCCCACAGGCCCGUGCCCUCUGCCGAAGCUGCUCCCACUACGAGCCGCCCAGCUUCUUCCUGCAGGAGCCAGACGACAGCGACUUUGAGGGUGUGCGCAACGGUGGAGGCCGAGUGGCUUACAGAAGCAUCAGCCAGGAGGACGUGGAGCUGCCCCCCACAAGCUUCGGGGGCCUGCAGGCGCUCAACCCCAACCGCCUCUCUGCCAUGCGUGAGGCCUUUUCCAGAAGCCGCAGCGUGAGCACCGACGUGUGACAGGCCUCCAUCCUGCCCAGGCUCCCAGCCCUGGAGGGUCUUGAGAUCAUGGCAAGAUCCCCAUGGCACACCCUUGCCCAAUGUCCAGACAUCUGCUCAGCCAAGUCUUCCCUGUAUCCCUGUCCUAGGGGCUCCAGGGAUGGGGAACUCCCAGGCCUUCUACAGGGAUAAAGCCCAAUGAACCAGAUGUAGCAGCUGGGGGUAGGGACCGCUGGCACGGGACGGGAGGCAGAGGACAAGAGGGUAAGGUGAGGCUAUGUUGGGACACAGGGGCCAGGUCCUCUUUCCAUGAAGUGAAAUGUCAACCCCAGCAACUUGUCUGGCUCUGGUUUCGUGGUCUUAGCCUGUCACUCCCUCACCAGGCCUUGGGCUUCCUACCUGCUCAAGGGAGCAUGGGCCUCACUGGCUGCCAGUGGCGCUCCAAGCGUAAACCUUCCUUAGAGACUGUGGACCAAAUAAAUAUUCUGUCCCUUUCCCAUCCCUCUUCCCACCGUCUCUCCAUUCCAUCCCCCAGCCUCUCUGUCUCACACUCCUAGGUGCCAAGCAUCUGCCCCAAGCUGGAGAUGCCUGUUGCCCUAGCCUCCUGAAGAUGGACAAGUUUCCCUAUAGAAGGGAUCGGUUAGAAAACAGUGGUGUUCUUGGAUGCUUGCUCUGCCCCGAUCUGCUUUCUCUGGGAGAAGAGGCAUAGGCACAGAGAACACAGCUCUGGGAGGGAUGACACUAAAGCUUACACAUCCGGCACUUAUCCCUAAACCCAGUCACCCGGCAGACAUCCAGUGAGGUUUCGGGGGCACUGGAGGUGGCUCAGCUAUGCGCUAGGGGUCUGAGACUUCGACUUGCCAUGACUUUUAGGCAGGCUACCCUAUCCAUGUGCUUGUCUCCCCGUACAAGCAGUUUGGGUAUGGGGGGCUGGCUGCAGAAAACCCUUUGAACUCUGGCCCUCAGUGGGAGCUGAGAUCCCUGGGGAGAAGCCGAGCUAUAGACCAUAUACUUCCUGUUUCUUGCUUGGAAUAAGGCCACAGGCCCAGCCAGGCAGGGCUUGUUGCCCCUGUGUGGAAGCCUCCUUUCUACCCAUGCUGCUCCAAGUCCUCAUCUGGCUGAGGAAUUGGUGCCCCAAGCCCAGGACCCUAGCCAUCAGGAGUACAGUUCUCUGCUCUGAAAGAGGCACCAUUCUUGACAGCAGAGCCUCAAGAAUCCUUUCCUCUUGGGGGCCUCUUUAAUCCCCAGGCCCAGCCGUGGAGCUCCAGAGGGGAGAAGUGCCCCUGUGAAGGUGCCUUCCUAUAGGACAGUGGCCACCCCCGAGCCAGAUACCACAGCAGGGCCCUCCACCCUUUCUACAGGCAGCUGAACCAUGCAAGUGAGGAUCUGCUGUCUUUGGCAUUCUGAAGUUUUUCUCCUUUUCUUUUUCCUGCCUCAGUCUGGUCUUGCUAACAGAAUCCAUCCUUAGAAUCACAGAAAUCCUCAGCCUACCCUUUUCCCAUCUACUUCCUUUGUCCCAUUCUGCCCCAUGACAUCUGUCCCUUGCAUUGCUUGGGGUAUGGGUGAGGUAGGGAGGGAUUCUCUGGGCUGUUCUGUCUUUUCCUUCUACCCCCACUUUCUUUUUUACCUUCACUAUCUCUGUAUAGAUCCAUAGACAUCUUCAAAGUGAAUUAAGCAUCCAUCUCUACCACUCACUCAACACCGCCAUGGGACCUGCCAGGGACCCACACAGCACCCUGAAAAGAGUAAAAGCCAAUAAAUUUGUU